This is a messenger RNA of Apaloderma vittatum (bar-tailed trogon), 479 nucleotides long. RefSeq names its product Niemann-Pick disease, type C2 (gene NPC2). The annotation marks the transcript as partial. The record is from RefSeq and is a predicted model, not a curated record. Gene Ontology annotation, molecular function: cholesterol binding. The transcript is spliced from 3 exons. Lineage: Eukaryota; Metazoa; Chordata; Aves; Trogoniformes; Trogonidae. Gene Ontology annotation, biological process: cholesterol efflux; intracellular cholesterol transport.
AUAGACGGCAGCAUCCAGGAGGUGAACGUGAGCCCCUGCCCCACGCAGCCCUGCCUGCUUCACAAGGGGACGUCCUACAGCAUCAACGUCACCUUUGCAAGCAAGAUUGAGAGCCAGGGCAGCAAAGCGAAGGUGUACGGCGAGAUGCUUGGCGUGGACAUACCGUUUCCCAUUCCUGAGCCUGAUGGAUGCAAGUCUGGGAUCCAGUGUCCCAUUCAUAAGGGCCAUUCCUACAGUUACCUGAAUAAACUCCCUGUGAAGAGCGAGUACCCGAGCAUUAAACUGAUUGUGAAGUGGGAGCUGAUGGAUGACAAGGACCAGAUGUUGUUCUGCUGGAAGAUACCAGUGCAGAUCACCAGCUGAGGAGCCCUGCCAUUAUGAGGGCUUGGGGAGGGGAAAAACAGAAGACAACACAGGCCAAAUUCUUUUAUAUAAUAAACAUUUCUUACUGCUUCCUUCAGACCUCUGCAGCCUCUGAG